This is a messenger RNA of Schistosoma turkestanicum, 873 nucleotides long. The record is from the annotation of a GenBank genome assembly. NCBI's taxonomy places the organism in Eukaryota, Metazoa, Platyhelminthes, Trematoda, Strigeidida, Schistosomatidae.
GGUCUUGGCUUACUGAUCUAGAAUAUGCCGAUGACAUAGUUCUAUUCGGUGAAGACGCUGACAAAAUGCAGAGUCUUCUGACUACCAUAAGCAACAAUGCGAGCAUGUUCGGGAUGCGGUUUUCCCCCUCGAAAUGCAAAAUGUUGCUUCAAGACUGGGUUGCAUUGGCACCUGAACUAGUGAUAGGGAGUGAAGUAGUCGAGCGUGUAGAUCACUUCACUUAUCUUGGGAGUCUCAUCAGUGCUGACGGUCUGGUGACUGACGAAAUCUCAGCUCGGAUACAGAAGGCUCGAUUGGCUUUUGCCAACCUGCGUCACUUAUGGCGUAGGCGUGAUAUCCGUUCGCUAACCAAAGGGCGGGUGUACUGCGCAGCAGUUCGUUCCGUUCUCUUAUAUGGCUGUGAAACAUGGCCGUUAAGAGUAGAAGAUGUUCGUAGGUUACUAGUAUUCGAUCAUAGAUGUUUAAGAAGCAUUGCUCGUAUAUCGUGGGACAGCCGAGUAAGCAAUGCUGUCGUUAGGAAACGAGUACUAGGUAAGGAUGGCAGAUCAAUCGAUGAAGUAGUGAAACUUCAUCAUUUGAGGUGGUUGGGACAUGUGUUACGAAUGCCUAACCACCGACUGCCUCGACGAGCUAUGUUUUGUGGUGUAGGAGUAGGUUGGAAGAAAGCUAGGGGCGGCCAAACCAAAGCAUGGCAGAAAUCCAUGAAGUCACUGACAAGUGGACUGAGUCAUGUUGGUAGAUGUAGACUACCUGGUUGGGGUCCGCGAGACGAAAGUCAUCAAUGGUUAGAGACCUUGAACGACAUGGCUCAAAAUCGUUUGCAAUGGCGCAGGUGCAUCCACUCUUUGAGCUCUCUCAAAUCCUAAUCUUCUG